AUGCUGAACCCAUCGCGAGGAGUUUUGUUCGUGCUCAUUGCGUUGCUGCUUCUCUGGGGCUUCCAUCUCGGCGCAUACCUGGAUCCCUCGACCUCAGGCGCAUCCAGCUCGUUGUUCGAUUUCAAAUCCGGGGCCGCAAAGUCCCCACUAUCGUCACAUGUACAUACCUACUUCGAGCAGGCAUUUUCCGUGGAAAGGCCCCCAGACUACGCAUUCUCGGCGUUGAAAGCUGCAUGCGAGCGGACGCAAUGGCAGGAACACAACAAGAACACGUUCCUCAGAUGCGACGGCAUCAACGCGGGGAUGACUUCGAUCAUGUCGCAAGUUAAAGUCUGCUUCAAGAUGGCGAUCGAUGCCGGCGUGCACAUGCUCCUGCCGGAUAUGCCACUCCGGGACAGCGAUGACUUGCUCGAAUUCAACCUAAUGAAUGAGUCGGCUUAUAUGCCCUUCGACCAGUGGUUCGAUCAAGACCACGUGUUGGCCUCGAUGUCCAGGGCCUGUCCCCAGAUGAACAUCCGACAGACUAAAGACGUCGGCACACCAUCAAUGCCGGUUCUCAACGAGUGGAGGAUGGACAUCGGGUCUGCUCCAGGAUUCCAGAUACUUUCUGGGUACUUCUGGGUCGGGCGGCCUUUCAAGUCCUGGUUUGAUGGCGAACUGGCUGCGAUGCGAUUCUUCAGCAGCUUGAGUCCAAAAGACGACGCCGAAUACGAGCACGCCGGUGAGCUUUCUCGCUCGACAUCACAGGACGGUGCAACGAUCCUCCAAAUCGCCUCCCAAUUCCUCCUCUUCCGCCUGACAGACGACCCAACCGGCCGAGAAGUUGCCCUGUGGAACGACCUCACGCACCUGGUCCGGUUCACCGAGACACCACGCAGGCUCACAAACAGGAUCUUGUCGCACAUCGACCGGCCGUAUUAUGGCGUACACUUCCGCACCGAACGCGACAAUAUCUGGUCGUCCUUUGAGAACCAGCUCAAGGUUGACCUCGACGCGCUCGACCAGGCUUGGGCGCAAUACGGUUCGCCGUCGCAGGAGAAGCCCCUCGUAUACCUAGCUUGCGGGGACGAGGGCCAGAUCGAGAAAUUCUCAGAGGCGGCGGCGCACCGCGGCUGGAUUGUGACAUCUAAAUACGACAUCGCGAAAGACUAUCCUGUUACAUUGAAGAUGAUCAAGGACAUGCCUUUCGAUUUCCAAGGCGCCGUGGAUAUGGGUGUCAUGCUGGAGAGCCACUUUUUCCUGGGCAUCACCGGGAGUGCUUUUUCGAGCUCUGUGGCGAACAUGAGAGACUCGACGGGGAGGUACAGGGGCAGCAGUUUGAUUUACCCUGACGAUGCGAAUGCUCGCACACACUUGUUCAAUGAUGGAGAUGCUUCAGGAUACCCUUGCUGUUUGUAA
This is a messenger RNA of Diaporthe citri, 1398 nucleotides long. RefSeq lists its product as uncharacterized. Lineage: Eukaryota; Fungi; Ascomycota; Sordariomycetes; Diaporthales; Diaporthaceae. Bases 1 to 1398 code for a protein of 465 amino acids. The record is from RefSeq and is a predicted model, not a curated record. The transcript has a single exon.